Molecule: messenger RNA, 1590 nt
Organism: Penicillium canescens
Lineage: Eukaryota; Fungi; Ascomycota; Eurotiomycetes; Eurotiales; Aspergillaceae
Product: carotenoid oxygenase family protein
Exons: 1
Coding region: 1-1590 (529 amino acids)
Biological process (GO): carotene catabolic process
Molecular function (GO): carotenoid dioxygenase activity
Source: RefSeq, a predicted model, not a curated record
AUGUCGCCUGCUUCACCCCCCAACCAGUCUAACGCGCACCCCAACCCCGACCAUUUUGGCCUUACAUCAGAUCGAAAGCCUCCAGCACUUGGGCCCGCAUCGGUGGGUGCUCCUGGCCGCGUUGAGGGUGAGAUGGCCGACCUAGUUGUUCUCGGUGAAUUACCGAAGGAGAUUGAUGGUACUUUCUACCGCAUCAUGGUUGAUCCUUUCUAUCCCUUGCUGCCGGGCAAUCCUCCCAUUGAAGGGGAUGGGAGCAUUUCUGCCUUCCGCAUCCAUGACGGCAAGGUCGACCUUAAAAUCAGAUAUGUCGACACAGAGCGCCUCAAGCUCGAGCGAGCCGCGGGCAAACGCUUGUUCGGGCUGUACCGCAAUCCUUUCAGCCACCAUCCAUGUGUCCGCGCUGCAGUUGACUCAACCGCAAAUACCAAUCUGAUAUUCUGGAAUGGGCAGGUUCUUGCACUCAAGGAAAGUGCCUUGCCUUACGCGGUCGACCCAAAUACCCUGGAGACCCUGAGCUACGACCCUUUUAAAUCUCCGGGAAAGACGUUUUCCGCGCACCCUAAGGUCGAUCCAUUCACCAACGAGCUUGUUGUCUACGGCUACGAAGCAAAUGGGCUAGCUUCUGACGAUGUUGUGACUUACAGCAUUACACGGGAUGGUGAAAUCAAGGAUGUGCAGUGGAAUCAUACUCCAUGGGCAGCCAUGAUUCAUGACUGUGCGAUCACCACAAACUUUAUAAUUUUGUUCAUGUGGCCAUUCGAAGCGGACUUGGAAGGCAUGAAAAACGGUGGUCAUCACUGGAAGUGGGCUGAAGGCCGGAAUGUCACCUUCCAAGUUAUUCCGAGACGAGCUGACAAAGUACCUGAAGGGUGGAGUAAGGGUGAGGCGCGCACUUACCAAUGGACACAAAAUUCAUUCCUCCUGCAUUCCGCCGGCGCCUGGGAGGGGAAUGGCAAAAUAUACAUUGAAACAUCCAGAGUCUUCGCCAAUUUGUCUCCAUCCUGGGGAGGAAAAGGCUCCUUGCCAUUCAGCAUGAACCCGGCAGCUGAUUUUGUACGUUGGGAGCUUGACCUCUCACGGCCGACUCAAAGCACGAUUCCGGAUCCGGAAAUCGUAGUUAACCUGCCUUCGGAAUUCCCUCGCAUCGACGAACGUCGGAUGGGGCGAGAGUACAACAUCAUCUAUCUUCCUGUGGUAGCUGCUGAUUUGCCAUCGAACGGAUUUCCCAUGCCGGUGGCCUUGAAUGCGUUGGCAAAAGUCGACAAGAAGGCAGGCACAAUUGAUUACUUCAAGCCUGGCGAGGAGUGUGUAGUGGAAGAGCCCAUCUUCAUCCCGCGAAGAGAGAACAGCCCUGAAGGUGAUGGUUGGAUUCUGUCGAUGAUCCAGCGUGUGAAGCAGAGGAGAAGUGAUCUGGUAAUCAUCGACAGCAGGGAUUUUUCUAAGCCCAUUGCCAUCGUCCAAAUGCCUCUUUACCUCCGUGGCCAGGUCCAUGGUAAUUGGGUCGGAGCCUCUGAGCACAGUUCUAUAGCUCGGCCUCUCACUAGGGUCUUCGAGGCAAGUGGAAUUAGCGGGAAAGGAGCGUUAAAUUGA